AUGGAAGAGAAAGCUGAAAUAACCCUCACCGCAGGGUAUCACCGCGUCAACUCGAGAGAGGUUGACCUCUUCCUUGAUCCUGAUUCAGACCCGGGAUCGUCCAAGCCGCAGUCUACUUCCGUCAAAUCGCAGACAGUUACAAAAUUCAGCUGGCCAAAAGCGUACUACAUUGGAUCACUCAUUACUGCCAGCAACACGUUCAUCGCGUACGUUAUCCGAGGCAAAUCUGAUGCUGUUCGAAUUUUAAAUCGUCUCACUGCCGCUCGAGUGCUCAUCAAAGGCUUUGCUGGCCCAGUUUGCGACGUCGCCUUUGCCCACAGCGACUCGUCCCUCUUCGCCGCAAUCGACGAAAGCGGCUCAAUCUACAUUUACUCAAUCAGCCAGCCAGAAGGCAACUCGAAAAAUAUCGAGACCAAGCUUCUCUUCAAAGUUGAGAAGCGUAACACAAUUCGAAAUCCCUCCCACAGAAUCGUCUGGUCGCCUAAAAUUCAUCACUCCAAAAACGAAGACGAGCCCGAGCUAGUUGUCGAAACCAACUAUCUCGCCGCAACGAGCAUGAACGACAUUGAAGUAUUCAAGCUUCAUCAAAUCAUCAACGACGAAGUCACGAAGCAAGGAGAACCAGUGAUCAAGAAAGACGAUGAUUUGCUCAAUGGUUUUACUGGCUACGUUGGUUUCCAAGCCCACGCAAAUGUCAUCACCGAUGUUUCGAUCGCCCCGGACGGCGCUGUCAUGUGUACUUCAUCCGAAGACGGCUAUGUCCGAUUCUGGAACACUGCUGGCCUCACCGAGGACAGGUCCGAGACUCCCAAUACCCUGCACGAGUGGUACCCGCAUGACAAAGCACCUGUUAAUUGCAUCAAAUUCCUGGACAAUUACCAAGUCUCAGACCCUGACGUGCCUUACUGGCGAUUCCUGCUCACUGCGGCAAAACAAACUCAAGAGAUUAAAAUCUGGUGUACAGUCAAGUGGAAUUGUCUGCAGUCGCUCUCCUUUCACAUGAAUCCAAUGGUGCCGCUGAACAAUUACAGUAUUCCUCCGCAAAUGAAAUUGGCCGUCGAUCAGACCGGAAACUACAUCAUGAUUACCGAUAUCAAUCGUCGAGUCUUGUACUGUCUCGAGUGCUGCUCCGAGUUUGGGGACGGCGACCAGGGCCCGUACAGCAACGGUGACUGCUCCAUCCGAUCCAUCAACGUCUGCCUCAUUGAUACUCCGAUUCUGUCCUUCCAUAUGUCCGCUGUCAAAGGUAUCACAAUGAUGUCGGCCGAAGAGCCCCCGCGUCGCCGUCGAGGAGUGCAAAUCCAAUCAUUUACACUCCACCAGUCUAAUCUUUACAAACUUCAAAGUCGAAUCCUUCACCACAAGAGUUUCCUGACUGAAGUGCCCAAUUCCGGCGGCGGCACACCUUCUGGCAUUCUCUCUCCGCAGCGAGUCCUGUCUCCUGGUCUUUCUGGCGAUGAGCAAAUCUACUCGCCCAAAUCGAGACUAUCCGACAGUGAGGAGCCGAAGAAACGCUCGCGCUCUAAGACCCCUUCGCGACGCAAUAAAUCCAAAUCGCCAGCGAGGAAGAUGAGCCAAGACUCGAGCUUGGGCAGCGAGAAAAAAUCGCCGCAAAAAGAGGAAAGCAUGAAUGACAUGAGCUCAAUCAUGGAAAAGCUGAAGAGUCAACCGAGAAGACAGAGCAACAGCUCGACCAGUACUAAUGGUGCGAUCGAGUCUACAACCGGCCUUGACGCUGACAAACCAUCAGAACCAGUCCAAACAGAGCCAGAAGCCCAAACAACAGCUUCGACUGAAAUUCCAGUUAGUUUCGCAUCUGACGAGGAGAAAAAGUCAAGUGGAGACAGCAAAUCAGAAGCGGACGAAAGUUCAUCCGUUGGUACAAAGCCAGCGAUUUUAGACAAAUUGUUCGGCAAGAAAAGCGUUCCUGAACCAGAACCAGCAGCCAAAUUCGAACAAGAGUCGCCAAAAGAGCCCGAACCAAAGCCAGAGAAGCAGCCUUCUCUUUUGGAAAGCAUUUUCAGUCAAGCAUCAAAGAAAGGCAAGGGAGUAGUUACUCUCGAAGACGAUAGCACCUUGACGAACGUCACGCCCAUCAACAUGCAAGAAGAGAGCGAGUUGCACGAAGCAGAGCUCACUCCUCGCGAGACCGAACGGGAGGAUCCGAUGACAGCAAUGAACAAUCUCCUCCAGUCGCUCAAAGCGCAGACGGAAAACAAGACAAAGAGCCCUGAAGUGCCCCAUGAACCGCUGCCCGUUGCUUCUUCGUCAAACAAAGUCUCAUUGAUCUUUGGCGAUCAGAUUCUCAGCGACAUAAAUAGGAUCAUCGGCUCCAUCAAGUACAAUUGCGAAAUCCAUAUGCUUGAUGGCGCGCUCACCAAAAACAUCAAAAAGUAUGUGACCGAGAUGGGAACACGAAAAGACGCCGAAGUCGUUAUCUUCCAUGUUGGCAGUAAUGAUAUCUCCGCCAAAACAACAGAGAGCCAGUUCAACACUGAUCUGAUGCUGCUUUUCGGAGCCGCACGAAGUGCUUUUCCGAAUGCGAAGCUUUGCAUGAGCUCCGUUCUUCCAAGACACGACGAGUUCGCGUCAAAAGUAUCCAAGUUCAAUUCCGAAGCGCUGAAACAAUGCGAAGUCUGCUUCAUCGAAUUCUUGGACAAUACGAAGAUCUUCCAGAAAAUCGACAACUUCGCUUAUCAAAGUGAUCCCAGCGAAUGCCUAGCGCUCAAUGAACACGGAAAGGAAAACCUGUGGAUCCAUUUCUUGUGCUUUAUCGAAGAUCAUGUUCAAGAAGGAAGUUCUUACACCUCAGUCAAGUUUAUUGAAGGUCCACGAUUAUCCCCGAAACUUCCAAAAGAUGGAAUUGAAGUACGAAACCUAACUCCUGUUUGCGAAGACAGAGAUGAGCCUCCAGAAGUCGAGUCGGAAGACGAAGCACCAAAGGUACCAGAAGAACCGAGAGUCGAAGGCGAUGGCUCGAAGAAACCAACCGCCGGACGAGAUGGAAAUGCGGACGGAUCUCAGAGUCCAUUGCCACCUACUCCUACUUCUCUUAUCCCGACGCGUUCUCAGCGCAUUCCAGCAGCUCCUGUUCAGACUCAACUUGUCAAUGGAACUCCAAGCCAGAGUGACAUAAGCACGCUUAUUAUGAUGAUGAAGAAGCAAUCUGAAGACAUUGAAUCCCUUAGAGCUGAAAUGAGACGGAACCAGAGAAACAAUCAGGAGAACAUGACAAGACUAAAUCAGGACAUGCGAAUUAACACGAGCCAAAGCAAAUCAAACGGCCUUCCAAAUUCGUCUAUCGACGCCGUGUUACCCGGAAUUCAAAAGAGAGUUGGAGAUGCAGUCGAGCGCGCAUCAGCGGAGAAGAUCGAGCAGCUCAAGCCGACGAUUCAAAAGCAUAUUGAGAGGGUUGUUCAGAACGCCACUCCUGGAAUGAUGCAGGCAAUGUCGAAGACAAUGGAACAGACAGUCAAAAGUGUCUAUCAAAGCUCAAUUGAGAAAACAUCGAUACCUCAAUUUGAAAAAGCAACACGCGAGAUGUUCGAUCAGCUCUCUGUUGCUUUCAGCAGAGGCCAAGAGGAAUAUAUAUCCAGAAUCGAAAAAAUGUUGGAAAAACGAGUGCGAGCCGAAGUGAGCUCAAUCGAAGGCACAGUCGCCAACGCUGAGGAUCCAAAUGGACGUCUAUCCGCAAACCUAUCAGCCAAUAUUUCCCAGACUCUACAGACGCAACUCCUAUCAGAUCUAAAUAAGCAAAUGGCGCGAAACGCACAGGAGCAAAACCAGUUUAUGAACCGCACUUUCGCACAACUACGACAACAAUUGAUAAUGGACAUUCAAAAAAUGCUCGACAACCACACAAAUCAGCUUGACAACAAAGUAGAAGAUGCUAUUGCUCGUGCUCAGACUCCAGCUCCUGUCCAAAUCGACGAAAACGCGGAUGUUCGAGACAAGAUUCGCGCAUAUUUGAAUGGAGAAAAAUAUAAUGAAGCAUUUACGGCUGCGUUGAUGCAGUCCAACUUGGGGCUUGUUGUGGACACGAUGGAGUCGGUAGACUCUGCGAAAAUCUUCAGCCCCGAAGCGGGGCCAAGCGGGACAUGCCUUGAGCAAAAUAUUAUUCUGUCUUUGAUCUCCCAGCUGUCUCAGGAUCUUGGAACGAAGUCAGCGUUGAAGCUUACAUAUCUACAGGAUGCUGUGUUGAGUCUUAAUUAUCUUCACCCUUCUUCGCAGCAUUUCCCACAAGUUCUUGGAGAGCUGCAGCAAAAGAUCCAACAGUUCAUCCAACUCAAUCCCCGCGAUCCAAAUGCCCGGACCUUCAAGAUGCUGAACAUGACCGUGGCUGGAAUCGUCAAAGAAAUCGCCGGAGCAAGUGUUCAUUUGGACGUCUCCAGAUCGAAUAUGGGAGCUGCUCCUGGUCGAAACGCAACGUUUUCAUAA
Oikopleura dioica is the source of this 4437-nucleotide messenger RNA. The record is from the annotation of a GenBank genome assembly. Lineage: Eukaryota; Metazoa; Chordata; Appendicularia; Copelata; Oikopleuridae.